Molecule: messenger RNA, 835 nt
Organism: Cydia strobilella
Lineage: Eukaryota; Metazoa; Arthropoda; Insecta; Lepidoptera; Tortricidae
Product: 15-hydroxyprostaglandin dehydrogenase [NAD(+)]-like
Exons: 1
Coding region: 52-795 (247 amino acids)
Cellular component (GO): cytoplasm
Molecular function (GO): oxidoreductase activity, acting on the CH-OH group of donors, NAD or NADP as acceptor
Source: RefSeq, a predicted model, not a curated record
AAGCGAUUCGCUCCAGUACUCAAAUAUAUUUAUUUGCGUUAGGACGUGACAAUGCCGAAAGAUAUACAAGGAACUACCGUGGUAGUGACCGGCGGCGCGAGCGGCAUCGGUCUCGCGAUCGCCGACGCGUUCCUUCAGCACGGCGCCCACCGCGUCGUCCUCCUCGACCUCAACGCAGAGCAAGCGGAUCAAGCUACCGCAACUCUAAACGCCAAGCACGGAAACAAGGCUACGUUCAUUCUAUGCGACGUCACUCAAGACCUGGAUCAAGUUACCAAGGUUAUUAUAGACACAUACAAAACUGUGGACGUCUUAGUGAACAGUGCUGGUAUUGUUAACGAAAGGAAUCCUAGGAAGGUGAUCGAAAUAAACCUAACAGCGGUCAUAGAAUGGUCACUGAAAUACUUGGAAAUUAUGAGAAAAGGUGGAAAAGGCGGCACUAUCAUCAACAUGUCCUCGAUGUACGGGUUUAUGGUGGAUCCAUAUUUACCUACGUAUAAAGCUUCUAAAUUUGGCGUACUUGGUUUUACGAAGAGUAAAGGCCAUGAAUAUAAUUUCAAGAAAACAGGCGUGAGACUGCUUGCCAUCUGUCCAGGGGUCACAAAGACGAAUCUCACCUCUGGUUACAAGAAUUUUGAAGAAAAGGAGAAUCAAGAGGACUUUGUUGCAACAUUUGACAGUUUUCCGUGGGCUGAGGUCACGAGGGUGGGGCAGGCUGUGGUCGAAGUGUUCGGGAAAGCGGAUAGUGGAACGGCAUGGGCAAUCCAAGGCGACGAACCUGUAUUUGAGGCUUAAAGUCGAAUAUAAAAUAAAGAGAUUUAUUGAAAAUUGUAUU